UGUCAUAGGGAUGGGGUCCUGGUACCAUAUGUGAGGGACUCAACAGCUGAUAGGGGGAGGGGACUGGAGCCGUCCUUCUCAGGGGGUGAAGGACAGGAUGGCAGCUGUUCUGGAAAAGUGCCUAUGCUGGAUGGCUUUUCUCAUUUAAUGUGUGUCUGUCUCCAUGUUCUCAUGUCUUGCUCUUGUUUCUUCCAGUCGCUCUCAAUGGGUUGAUCUUUCCAGAAUUGUUCUGUGACUCCUCUGUUAACCCCUCUACUCUAGCCCAGUUUCUUUUUGUAUUUUAGCUACCUUUGUCUAGCUUGUUCUCUUUCCCCCAGCAAAAAUCAGAAUCUGUCUUGCCUGCCAUUUCCCACUGUCUCUGUGUUCUCUCUAGCCACUUCACUAGCACUUUUCCUGCAAGUUUCCUUUUCCAAUAUACACUUUGGACCCAAGGAUGAUUUCUCUGACCAACUGUUUGUGUGCCCUGGUGAGUUUAUGUUCAGAGGUGUGUGCCCGUGUGGUGGGCAGUGUGUGUGUGAGGAGAGGAUAUCAUUUACUGCUAGCAGCGCUGGUCAGUCUGGCCCCACUUCUGCAAGGACUUAGCAACCCUAGAAGCAUCUUCUCCAACAGCAACAACUUCUUCAAUGUGAAGUUUGUACAUUGCUCCUGUGGCUGGACGUUUCUUCUGUUAUCUGGAUUUGUUCUGUUGGUGUCAUUUGUCUCCACUGGCCGACCAUUCCUCACUGCAAUGCACCUUACAAGAUUGGGUGUUGGUACAGCAUUAUGUCAAGGGAUACCCCUCCUCUUCCAGCUGCUGGAGGACUUAACUGGUUCCUGUCACCAGCCUCUACCACCUGGUACACUUCUCUUAACAAAACUAAUUGACAGAGCAAGCUGUCAAGCCGAGGGGCACCAGUGGCAAGGUUACCACAUAUCCCCUCAAACUUUUACUCUCACGCUAUGCAGCUUGUCAAUGGCAGAUGAGCUAGCUGUAUUUGUACGGUAUCUACGAAGAGGCUACCCAGCUAGCACAUCACUACGUCUAGUCUUCCUGUUGAAUGCCAGCCUUAUGGGAUUGUAUAACUUACUAUUGGUGUCUACUGCACUGUAUGCUCCUAGCUACACACAAUGUGUGGUUGGAGCUGCAGCUGGCACUCUGUGUUGGCACUUGACUUAUCGAGUAUGGUACCGUACAUUUUAUUCACCAGGUCUUCCUGGUCAUGGAAUGUUCCCUAAAGUGAGUGGAGUCAGGAAAAGUCUGGACUCAGAAGGAAGUUUGCAAUGACAUUUCAAAUGGAUUCUGCACCUAUUCAACCUAUUCAACUGGCAUAUGCUCCUUGUUAAAUGGAGUACUAUAUACUAAGCUUUUCAGAUAUAGCAGUGCCUUACACUACAAUGCUUGGAAUUCUCAUGUCAUCACUAAAUACCUAUAGACCACAACCCACUUUGCUAUCUGUUCUGACAAAUUGUGCCAUUUUACUCAGCGAUUCAAUCAGGUCAUUGAGAAUAAGGCCUAAGCCACAUUUUUACUUGUUAAUCUGUCAGGAUAGAUAGUAGGAGAAGAAGAAUUAUUCUUUAACAGAGCAACUUUUCAAGUAGUCUUGCAAAAAAGAUGCAUUCUGGUUCAUUUGGUGGUGUAUAUGCUUUCCUUCUUUGAGGAUUUCCCACCUAUGCAAAGAUACCUAAUUAAAAACUUCAUAUUCAACUCAGGAUUCUGGUGCUGUCAGUGAUCAAAACUCUCAUUGCGCCAUAACCCUUAAAUGGAUAUACUACAAAUAUAUCACUGAAUUAUAA
Molecule: messenger RNA, 1773 nt
Organism: Xenopus laevis (African clawed frog)
Lineage: Eukaryota; Metazoa; Chordata; Amphibia; Anura; Pipidae
Gene: fitm1.S
Product: fat storage-inducing transmembrane protein 1 S homeolog
Exons: 2
Coding region: 434-1264 (276 amino acids)
Biological process (GO): lipid droplet organization; phospholipid biosynthetic process; lipid storage
Cellular component (GO): endoplasmic reticulum membrane
Molecular function (GO): coenzyme A diphosphatase activity
Source: RefSeq, a predicted model, not a curated record